This is a messenger RNA of Pistacia vera, 5532 nucleotides long. Its product is annotated as protein PHOTOPERIOD-INDEPENDENT EARLY FLOWERING 1-like. The transcript is spliced from 8 exons. Gene Ontology annotation, molecular function: ATP hydrolysis activity; histone binding; ATP-dependent chromatin remodeler activity. The record is from RefSeq and is a predicted model, not a curated record. Bases 246 to 5069 code for a protein of 1607 amino acids. Gene Ontology annotation, cellular component: Swr1 complex. NCBI's taxonomy places the organism in Eukaryota, Viridiplantae, Streptophyta, Magnoliopsida, Sapindales, Anacardiaceae.
AUGAGACAACCUUAUCAGAGGAGGAGGAAUUGGCAAAAGCAGAUUCAAACAAUCACGUAGAUGAGAUUGCAUUACUGCAAAAGGAGAGUGAGAUUCCAGUGGAGGAAUUGCUAGCAAGGUAUAGAAAGGAAUUCAACAAUGAUGAAAUUUCAGAGGAUGAAUCUGAUUAUGCCUCUGCUUUAUCAGAGGACCUCACAGGUUCUCCAGCCCUUGAAAACAUUGAAUUAAAUCAGCAGGAUAAUUCCAUGGAUGAAAAUGUUGAUCCUGGUGAAAGCCAAACGGUUCAUCAUCCCCUUACGGAAGAGCAAGAAGCAGGAUCAAAGACAAAAUCAGAAGAAGGAAGAGAGAAUGAGGAUAGAAUUGCUGAUGCUGCUGCGGCAGCAAGAUCAGCUCAGCCAACAGGAAUUACAUUCUCUACUACCAAAGUGCGUACAAAGUUCCCUUUUCUUCUCAAGCAUUCUCUUCGUGAGUAUCAGCAUAUUGGCUUGGAUUGGCUUGUUACCAUGUAUGAGAAAAGAUUAAAUGGAAUUCUAGCUGAUGAAAUGGGACUGGGAAAGACAAUCAUGACUAUUUCUCUGCUUGCACACCUGGCAUGCGAAAAGGGCAUAUGGGGUCCACAUCUGAUUGUGGUUCCAACUAGUGUCAUGCUUAACUGGGAAACUGAGUUUCUUAAAUGGUGUCCUGCCUUUAAAAUUCUGACAUACUUUGGCAGUGCAAAAGAACGCAAAUUUAAGAGGCAAGGUUGGAUGAAACCUAACUCCUUUCAUGUGUGCAUCACAACUUACAGACUUGUUAUACAGGAUUCUAAAGCCUUCAAGCGGAAGAAGUGGAAAUACUUGAUUUUGGAUGAAGCUCAUUUGAUAAAAAACUGGAAGUCUCAAAGAUGGCAAACUCUUUUAAACUUCAAUUCUAAAAGGCGUAUUUUGUUAACUGGUACCCCCUUGCAGAAUGAUCUCAUGGAACUCUGGUCAUUAAUGCAUUUCUUAAUGCCCCACAUCUUUCAGUCUCAUCAGGAAUUCAAGGAUUGGUUCAGUAAUCCGAUAUCAGGGAUGGUAGAGGGUCAAGAAAAAGUGAACAAAGAAGUUGUAGAUCGCCUGCAUAAUGUUCUUCGGCCAUUCAUACUCCGUCGAUUGAAAAGGGAUGUUGAGAAGCAAUUGCCUAUGAAACAUGAGCAUGUCAUAUAUUGUAGACUGUCAAGGCGGCAGCGUAAUUUGUAUGAAGACUUCAUUGCUAGCUCAGAGACCCAGGCCACCCUUGCAAGCUCCAAUUUUUUUGGGAUGAUUAGUGUCAUAAUGCAACUUCGAAAAGUCUGCAACCAUCCUGACUUAUUUGAGGGCCGACCAAUUGUAAGUUCUUUUGAUAUGAAUGGUAUUGAUAUCCAGUUGAGUUCUUCUGUUUGUUCGAUGCUUUCACCUGGUCUAUUUUCUACUGUAGACCUGAAGGGUUUGGGACUUUUGUUUACUCAUCAUGAUUUUAGCAUGACUUCAUGGGAGAGUGAUGAAGUAAAUGCUAUUGCUACCCCACCGGCCUUGAUUAAAGAGCGUGUUGACCUGCGUAGCCUAGAAGAAAUUGGGCCAUUCUCUAAACAUAAGAAGUUAAAUGGGACAAAUAUUUUGGAAGAGAUUCGGAAGAAAAUAUUGGAGGAGAGAUUGAGGGAAGCUAAGGACCGAGCAGCAUCUAUUGCUUGGUGGAAUUCGUUGAGGUGCCAGAAAAAACCUGUAUACUCAACAACUCUGAGGGAACUUCUAACUGUAAAAUAUCCUGUUUGUGAUGCUCUUCAUCAAAAGACUGAUCGUAUGUCCUACUUGUACUCCUCUAAACUUGCUGAUAUUGUCCUCUCACCAGUUGAACGGUUUCAGAACAUGAUUGAUCUGGUUGAAAGUUUCAUGUUUGCAAUCCCAUCAGCUCGCGCCCCUGCACCGGCUUGUUGGUGCAGUAAAAGUGGAGCUCCUGUGUUUCUGCACCCAACUUAUAAGAAAAAAUGUUCUGAAGUUUUGUUGCCUCUUCUUUCUCCUAUUAGACCGGCAAUUGUCAGGAAGCAGGUAUAUUUUCCAGACAGGCGACUGAUACAAUUUGACUGUGGUAAGUUGCAAGAGCUUGCAAUUUUGCUCAGGAAAUUAAAAUCUGAAGGUCAUCGAGCAUUAAUAUUCACACAGAUGACAAAGAUGCUCGAUAUUUUGGAGGCUUUCAUAAAUUUAUAUGGUUACACGUACAUGCGUUUGGAUGGAUCAACUCAACCAGAGGAGAGGCAAACAUUAAUGCAGCGGUUUAACACAAAUCCUAAAAUAUUUCUUUUCAUUUUGUCAACCCGUAGUGGAGGUGUUGGGAUCAACCUAGUUGGGGCAGAUACAGUUAUCUUCUAUGAUAGUGACUGGAAUCCUGCUAUGGAUCAGCAAGCUCAAGAUCGCUGCCACCGGAUAGGACAGACACGUGAAGUACAUAUCUACCGGUUAAUUAGUCAGAGCACUAUUGAAGAGAACAUCUUGAAAAAAGCAAAUCAGAAACGUGCUCUUGAUGAUCUAGUAAUUCAGAGUGGAGGAUACAACACUGAAUUUUUCAAGAAGCUUGAUCCUAUGGAGUUGUUUUCUGGUCAUAGAACGCUUCCCGUUAAAAAUAUGCAGAAGGAGAAACAUAACAACAGUGGAAUUGAGGUUUCUGUGUCUAAUGCUGAAGUGGAAGCUGCUUUGAAAUGUGUAGAAGAUGAAGCAGAUUACAUGGCAUUAAAGAGAGUUGAACAGGAAGAGGCUGUUGAUAACCAAGAGUUCACGGAAGAAGCCAUUGGGAGACUUGAAGAUGAUGAGCUUGUAAAUGAAGACAAUGUGAAAUCUGAGGAGCCUGCUGAUCAGAGUGGCUUGAUGAGUACUUCAAACAAUGAUAAUGGGAUGAUGUUAAAAGGCACCAAUCCAAAUGAGGAGGGAGCUCUUGCUUUUGCUGAGAAAGAAGAUGAUGUUGACAUGCUGGCUGAUGUCAAACAGAUGGCGGCAGCAGCGGCAGCAAGUGGACAAGCUAUUUCAUCUUUCGAGAAUCAGCUACGUCCAAUUGAUCGAUAUGCCAUAAAUUUUAUGGAGCAGUGGGAUCCUAUAAUCGACAAGACAGCUGUGGAAUCUGAAGUUAGAUUUGAGGAGACAGAAUGGGAACUAGAUCGUAUAGAAAAGUAUAAGGAGGAAAUGGAAGCUGAGAUUGAUGAUGAUGAGGAGCCGUUUGUAUAUGAAAGAUGGGAUACUGAUUUAGCAACUGAGGCAUACCGACAAGAAGUUGAAGCUUUGGCUCAACAUCAAUUGAUGGAAGAAUUGGAAGAAUUGGAAGCUAAAGAGAAGGAAGAUGCUGAAGAUGGAAACUUUGAGUCUAAGGCACAUGAUCGUAAACCGAAGAAGACCAAGAAGAAGCCGAAGAAAGCCAAGUUCAAGUCUCUCAAGAAAGGGGCCCUAUCUUCUGAAUUGAAACCUGUAAAAGAAGAGCCUAUGGUGGAACCCAUGUCCAUAGAUGAUGAUUUAUAUGAUGAGGAGGGCAGUUAUUCUGAUGAGGUGUCACCGCCUUCAAUAGCACAGAAAAAACGUAAGAAGGCUGAAUUAGCUUUGUAUGAUGAAGAAGAGAAGGAGAAGAGCUCAAAGAAGAAGUCUAAGAAAUUCAAAAAGGCUCAUCCUGAAAGAUAUCAUUUGCAUGAUAGUUCUAUAGAAGUAAAACCAUGUGAGAGUGCCGCUGUUGAUCUUGAGCAGAAACCUGCAAGCAGGAGCAAAACAGGAGGAAAAAUCUCCAUUGCUGCCAUGCCAGUAAAGCGGGUUUUGAUGAUAAAACCAGAGAAAUUAAAAAAGGGUAAUGUUUGGUCAAGAGAUUGUGUUCCAUCACCUGAUUUUUGGUUGCCACAGGAGGAUGCCAUACUGUGUGCUGUUGUUCAUGAAUAUGGCCCACACUGGAGCUUGGUGAGUGAAACACUCUAUGGAAUGACUGCUGGUGGGGUUUAUAGGGGUCGAUAUCGCCACCCUGUUCAUUGUUGUGAGCGGUUUAGAGAACUAAUCCAAAGAUACAUUCUGUCUGCACCGGACACUUCUUUUAAUGAAAAGAUCUGCAACGUGGGCUCUGGCAAGGCUCUUCUCAAAGUAACAGAGGAUAAUAUUAGAAUGCUGUUAAAUGUUGCUGCCGAACAGACUGAUAAUGAGUUACUCCUUCAAAAGCACUUCACUGCGCUUCUUUCGUCUGUCUGGAGGGUCAAGUCUCGCACUCAAGGUCGACAAAACCUCCCAUUAUCCCGUAAUGGUUUUUACUUUGGUGGAAGGUUUUUUAGUCCUUUCAACCAUACUAAGGAACCACCAGCACAAAGGAUAAAAUUCAUUAAUUUAGGACAGAAUUGCAAGCUUUUAUUUGCGGCUCUUAAUGAGGCCAGCUGUAGCUCAAAGGAAGACAGAGUUUCCCUUUCUGGUCCAAGGGAAGAUAGUCGAGUCAUCACAGAACAGUUGGACGUUACGCUGGAAUUCCCUAGGGAGUUGAAUGACUCCAUGACUCCAUUCCCACCUGCUAUAGAUUUAUCAGUAUAUGGCUCAGACUCUCAGUCAUCGGUAAACAAGGUUGCUGGAGAAGAUAACCAUCUUAAAGUUACACAAGAUGUGGCCGAAAGCAGAUUCAGGGAUGCUGCGAGAGCUUGUUCUGAAGAUAGCGUCAGUUGGGCUUCAUCUGCUUUCCCAGCAAAUGAUGCCAGGUUGCGAUCAGUCCCAAAGUUGCCAUCCUUGGGAAAGCACAAACUCUCCUCCGAUUCAACCAAGCCUCCAAAAUCAAAACUCAAAAAGACCUCAAUAGAGCAUGGCGAUAUACGACAGUUCCUUCUUGAGCCAGGAUUCCAGCCAACUCCACCUGUCACCACAAAAGAUCCCAAUUUAAGGUUUGAUUUGACCCCAGCAAUCAUUCAAGAGAGCUGGUCAGAUUAUGCACCAGACGGUAAUAUCCUUUCCUGCAUGGACAAGGAGUUUUCACUGGAAAUGGAAAGUUUGGAAAUGGUGUCUCAUGACUAUUACCCUGACCUUCUCUCGGGCCUCGAAGACUGUUCAAUAUUGCCGGAGUACACUGACAUUGGCUAGACUAAUCUGAGAACCUGAACUCUGUGCGAUGUUCUGGGUUAAUCCUCUAACAGUUGUUGUAGACCAAGGACGGAGAUUCUCUCAGUGACUGAGUCGGGUUGAUGAAUUGCCUGACUUGGGCAUUACAACCGUGCUCUCGGGGUACAUAUGGAUGGAUUGGAUGCCAAUUAAGACUCUGAGAGAGAGCAUUGUUUGGCAGGUUUGCCUGUUUGCACCUAGCUGAGAGUCGACAGUUACUGUUAUGCAUGGAGGAUGUGGUGGGUUAGCGGUUGCAUUAGAAUCUUAGCUUAGAGAAUACAAAUCUGUCACACCAAAAUUUUGUAUUUAAUUCAUUGUUGGGAAAUUUGUGCUAAUUUUUUUACUGGGUAGUCACUGAAAAUAGGGAUUUUGGCACAUUUCCCUUAAUAGAAAGGAGGUAGAUUAGGCAAAAUUAGUCAUUAAUUUAUAUUUCCUUUUUCAUUUC